Molecule: messenger RNA, 1366 nt
Organism: Mugil cephalus (flathead mullet)
Lineage: Eukaryota; Metazoa; Chordata; Actinopteri; Mugiliformes; Mugilidae
Gene: ppil6
Product: peptidylprolyl isomerase (cyclophilin)-like 6
Exons: 8
Coding region: 55-936 (293 amino acids)
Biological process (GO): protein peptidyl-prolyl isomerization
Molecular function (GO): peptidyl-prolyl cis-trans isomerase activity
Source: RefSeq, a predicted model, not a curated record
AUGGAUACGAGGUUACUGUUUUCUUUCCUACGGUGUCCCUCACCUUUUUAAGCCAUGGAUUCCAAAACACAGAUAGAAAUUGUCGGCUUAAUUAAAGACAGUCAGUUCCAUGUGGCCAAAAGUAUCGCUGAGGAACUAAAACAAAAGUUUCCUGAGGCUUUUUUGGAUCCAAAAAUUGAUCCACUCCUUGAAUUUGACUGGCACACAUACUUGUGCAACAAGAAAAAGGAGCUGCGUGGUGAAGUGUGGCAGUACUCCAGCAGCCUUAUGUGCUUUCUGAAUGGCAUCCUCCUUGGCAAUGAAAAAGAUCUCGCCAGCUGGGCCAACAAUCAGUGGAGCUUCUCUUUCACUCGGCCUCAAGCUUUUUAUAUGGCUCUCGCUGAGGACUACUAUAAGAAGCACUUCCAGAAAACUGGGCAUCGGUUUGUCUUCAUGGACAUUGAGAUAGCAGGAGAAGCGGUAGGGACGUUAUUGUUCGAGUUGUUCUCAGACGUGUGUCCAAAGACAUCAAAGAACUUUGAGGCUCUGUGCACUGGAGAGCGAGGACAGUCGCCGAGUGGCCUCCCGCUCUGCUACAAGGGAACACUGUUUCAUCGGAUUGUGCCCAACGGCUGGGUGCAAGGUGGAGAUAUUUCUCCCCAGAGUAAAGGUAAUGGAGGCGAGUCGAUCUAUGGACCAACUUUUGAAGAUGAGAGUUUUGCUAUUUCCCACUCUAAACGUGGCAUUCUAGCAAUGUCCAAUAAGGGACCUCACACCAACGGAUCCCAGUUCUACAUCACACUACAGCCGACACCCUGGAUGGACAAGACAUACGUUGCUUUUGGUCAAGUGGUCGAGGGUGUCGAUGUCCUGAGGAGACUGGAAGAGGCACCGACUCGUAAUGAAAGACCCGAAUAUGAAUGUAAAAUUACAGGCUGUGGAGUAUUUAAUCCGUAGCUCCUAAGCAUUAAUGACUGGUGCCCUUUGUUCAAAAAGUUUUUUUUUUAAUGUCGUAGAAACAGUAAAAUAAACACAAGAUACAUGUACAACUUGACUCACAUUGUUUUUGUCUACAAAAUUAUUCAUCUUAUCUCAUCAUUAUCUUAUAUAUUAUUUGUAACAUGAUUUUAAGGAAAUUAAGCUGAUGUUCUCAUGUCUGGGGAAUUUCUAGCAGUUAUUGUUUCUUUUUAUUUUAUUUACAACUAAACCUAUCAAGAAGCUGCAAAAUUAACACAGACAAUAUUUAAGGUGGGAGGGAGAAUUUUAAUUGAUGUCAUGGUUUUCUAGGAAUCCCACAGUGUAUAUCCUCUGUUAUAAGUACAUACAGUCCUUUACGAAGUGAUAUAGUCACUGUGUAUGUAUGUAUUUACUUACUGGGACAUCAUAG